CUCGCGGUUCAGUCGCUCGCUAGCUACGAGAUUGGGUAGAUUAAUUUUAUUGUGUAUAAUCGCUUUCAGCAUUCGCGAGACAAAUCAAAUUGUGUCCAAGGUGAAAAGAGACUCGUUUCGUGUUUCGCAUCCUUCCCGAAUUUGUCUAACUGCUCCCUUAUAAACCUUCGGUAAUCUUAAGAAGACUCGGUAAGAGACGAACAAGAGUGUGAAAGAGAGGGAGAGUGAUUCGAGUGUGCCGACUGUGAUACACUUAGCCGCGUAGAUAGCCGCUCUGUGAUAUACGCGUACACACAUGGAUAUUUCGAUACCUCUAGACUUUUCUUGUAUGGACAUGAAAAGCUGAAUAGAAAUAUUCGAGCUUUUAAUAUUAUUAAUUACGGAUCCUACUUAUGUGCAAAGAUAAAUGGAAAAUUCAUGGAAGAUAUUGGAUAUGGAUAUAUAAAUAAAUACGUACAAGAUAGUGCAAACGAAAGAAGACGGAGAUAAGAAGGACACGGAGAGGGACGGAGAGAGAUAGAGAAGAGUAGCGGAAGAAAAGAUACACGUGCGCGUGGUCGGUGUCUCGAGGAUACCUGUGGAUGCCAAACUGGAGUUGCGACGUAUUAGGGCGCGGAUUUCUGUCCGAUGACCGCCGAGGAGAUUCAUUUCGAUUCACUAACAGAUCUCCAGCAUUGAUAUUACGCCGCAUUAGACGGUUUAUCAGCUAAGCUACAAUUGAGAACAUACCGUUAAGCAAAUUAUCUAAAUCGACAUCCGCGCCAUUUGGGGGACUUUAACAUACAAGAUCAGCAGAAAAAAGGGUAGAAAGCAUACGCAUAGAACGUGUUAUGAAAUUGUUGCCGUCGAUUCAGCUGCCGCAAUUACCGCCGGUUUCGGCCGGGGGUGGAAUGACGGGAAUGGACUCUCGGCUACCACCCGCUUCAGACCCACGACUGUGGUCCCGCGAGGAUGUGACGACGUUUCUUCGAUGGGCUGAACGGGAGUUCGAUCUACCCCAAUUCGAUAUGGACAUGUUUCAAAUGAAUGGUAAGGCGCUCUGCUUACUAACAAAGGCGGAUUUGGGAGAAAGAUGUCCUGGCGCUGGUGACGUGUUGCACAAUGUGCUCUCGAUGCUGGCCAGAGACUUUAACCAGCUUCAGAGGUGUCUUCCCAGUAGUCCGGUCACUCCCACAAGACCCUCCGCGUACCCCCUCAGUCCUCAUUCGCAUCCACCAACCCCGACAUGGACAGAGAACCCGUACACCGCGAAUCUUGCAUCGUUAAUGUCCGCGAAUUCGGUCACGCUAUCUCCGGCACCCUCGGUCGACAGUCAAGCAGGAUCUCCAGGACAUACGGAAGGUGCACAGAGCCAGGUUUACAAGAGCGAUUCAGACGAGGAUAAUCAACAAGGAACUACUGGAAGUCCCCCAGCCACGCCCACUGCUCUUGCAGCACAAAGGUUAAGCGAAGUUUGCGUCAAGGAUCAACCGAGUCCUACGUUAACGCAACCGAUGAUGCCUCUGACGCCCGGUGCCUUCAGAACGAACCCUGCCAACGCCGCGAGAGAAUUUUUCCCGAGUGAUUCCCCAGAACCUAAUACAAAUGGUAGACUUUUAUGGGAUUUUCUUCAACAACUUUUAAAUGACCCCUCACAACGAUAUACACAUUACAUCGCAUGGAAAAGUAGGGAAACGGGAGUAUUCAAAAUCGUUGAUCCUCCUGGACUUGCAAGGCUCUGGGGCAUUCAAAAGAAUCAUCUUUCAAUGAAUUACGAUAAAAUGAGCAGAGCUCUACGAUAUUAUUAUCGAGUAAAUAUUUUGCGAAAAGUUCAAGGAGAACGACAUUGUUACCAAUUUCUGCGAAACCCAACGGAGCUGAAGAACAUAAAGAACAUAUCUCAGCUGCGUCAGCAAAUGCGGAUAAAGUCAGAACCGGAAGAAGAAGGCGGAAGUGGUGUCGAGCCGGAAAUCGAUAUGCCAACAGACCUUUCGAUGUCUAGUAUGAGUCAGCCAUCCAGUGAGCAACAACAACAACAACAACAACCUCUAUCUCUUCUCGAUCCACCUGUAAAAUAUAGAAGUCAUGCGUACAAUCUCGUAAAAACCAAUCAAGAAUCGGAAGAGCAAAAGUGACGUGAAACAUAGCACUAAUGUGACUGUCCGUUUUAAAAGCUGAUAAAAUUAACAUAUUUUGUGUUAUGCACAUACUUGUUAUUUGAUUCGAAACAGUCAGUUUCGAAAUAAUGCGAAGAGAUUUACUUUUAGCUAUAUGUCAAGUAUAUUGACAAAAUUGUUGACAGAAUGUUCGUUUUUGGAAUAAUACAUUUCUAGGGAUAUUUGCUGCCGUUUAAGAAUCACUAGAUCAUCAACGCCACUGUUCAAACAAUAAAGCUUGCGAGAAAAUUGUUAGGUUAUAAAUUAGCAAUUAUCGUAUCAUCAACGUGUCUCCGGAACUAAUAUAUGAUAAAAGACUGACAAAUAAAAUAUUGUGCGAGUUAUGUAUCAAAAUAUACAAGCUAUGAAGAAAAUUUUGAAAGCAACAUUGUGUAAUGUCGAUGGUAAGUUGAUUUGCCUUGAAUCACAAAAUUAAUUAUUAGUACUACAUCAUAAUGCUUAUCUGGUUCAUGGUUUGUCAACUUUAUUUCGAUAUUCGACCGCAACUUCGAAAACGUCCACCGAUUUUAAGUCGGCUCGAAGAUCGAGCAAUCAACAAGCGGUUCAUCGAUUUCCACGCGUUUCAAAUAGAUAAUUGGCUGUUCAGAAUCUUGUUAAAGAGUGUCAGGAGCCAAUUGUGCUACAAUUGUGGAGGACGCUUCGAUGAAGCUGAACUUUCGCGGAUAUUCCGCCGUUUGUUUUCCAUCCUUCGUGUUAACACACGUACGCGAGUGUGAAACGUUUCUCGCUUCUACAACGAACUACUUUAGAAAUGCUUAUAGAGCGUUAUCGACGAACGUACAAAACGGUGUUCGGGAAACGAUCGAAAUAUUUUAUUCCAAAGUUAUUCUGUGAUGUAAACUUUAGCUUGAAAGUAAAUUUCUCGGAGUAACAUAUACUUAGUUGUAACUAGAGAUUGAAUUUAUCAAACAUUUUUUUAUUUGAACAAAAGAACUUGUUAUGAAAGAUUUUUAUGUAAGAUUAAUAAUUAUAUGUAAUAUAUAAUUCGAUCCUUUAAAGAGGAUAUGCGAUCCAUUUUGUAAAUAUUUAAAUUCGAUGAAAUUUCAAAGUUGGUUUCCCGUUGCACCGACUCAGUUGUGCCAAUCUAAUCGUCGGUAAUAAAUAUAUAUGCGCGUUUAGUUUAGCGUUCUGUAUACAAAGAAACAAAGGGAAAAAAUGUAUCUAUCGUUUUGAAAUAAUUGAAACGAUAUUGAUGAUCGUUUACAUCCCUAAAUCGUAGAUACGUGUAAAUAAGUUGACAAGCUAUUAAAAAAAAAAAGAUAUAAUGAACUCAAUUAAACAAAAAAAAAAAAAAAAAAAUGCGAGAGUUUUAAGGAAUUCGGGGCCAGAGUUAUAUAUAUACAUAUAUAUGAAUAUAAAUUUAUGUAUAAAUAAAUCUCUAUAUAUAUUAUAUAUAUAUAUAUAUUUUACUACCGAAGAGAAAUUUAUAUUCAAAAUUUCUACGUUCGUUGUCGAUGCGAUUGUGGCUCACAUUCCUCGCCAACGGAUCCUAGAUUUUAAAGAAAUAAAAAAGAAAUAAAAAUGAAAUGUCACUAGGGACCGAAGGCGCGUGUAUGAUUAGAAACUGGUCUUAAGAUCGUAUUUUUACUAAAGACUCACACACACGAGACAGAAAGUAUGAAAAAAUUCUUAUCAUGAAUGAAUCAAUGUACGUAUAAUAUGUGAGAAUAUGUGAGAAUGUGUGUGUGCAAGAGUAAGAGAGAGAAAGACAAAUAGAAGUCUGCGAAAAUGAAAAGUGCAUUAGCAGCAAGAGAUUUAUAAAUAAAAAAAAAAGUUGUAUUUGGCUAUUUGUAUACUGUGAUCUCCGUGAAGUUUUUAUCAUAAAAAUACAUAAAAAACAAUCGUGUACAUAAUUUUCAUGAGAGAACAAUUUAUAUUAGUGAUAAAUAUAUUAAAAUACACAUACACAAAUUGUGUUCUUAAAACAACCCAAAUUUUGAUCGUAAGAUUUGGUAUUUCUCUGUACACACUUUAAUACAUUUAACGGGUGAUUGUAUUUAAAAAUUAUUUAUUCGUAAGUAUUAGACUUGCGUAUCAAUCUAUAGAAGUUAUACAUGUGUUACAUGAAAAAAUUAAUGUUUUAAAAAAAAAUAAGCCCUACAAAACAAAAAGUGAUGUUUCAAUCUUAAUUACCAUUUUAGUUCAGAUUAUCAUAUAUCUAUAGAAAUUUACAUGUAUGUGUAUCAUACAUGUAAUGUAGAAUUUUUAAAGCCAUUACAUAGUCAAGAAUUUUUUUUAUUUCCUAGCAUUUACAAACUUUCUUUCCGAUUUAUCAAAAAAAAAAAAA
Molecule: messenger RNA, 4443 nt
Organism: Apis mellifera (honey bee)
Lineage: Eukaryota; Metazoa; Arthropoda; Insecta; Hymenoptera; Apidae
Gene: aop
Product: ets DNA-binding protein pokkuri
Exons: 6
Coding region: 831-2114 (427 amino acids)
Biological process (GO): regulation of transcription by RNA polymerase II; cell differentiation
Cellular component (GO): nucleus
Molecular function (GO): DNA-binding transcription factor activity, RNA polymerase II-specific; sequence-specific DNA binding
Source: RefSeq, a predicted model, not a curated record